This is a messenger RNA of Gekko japonicus, 2442 nucleotides long. Its product is annotated as cytohesin-4-like. Bases 1 to 780 code for a protein of 259 amino acids. Lineage: Eukaryota; Metazoa; Chordata; Lepidosauria; Squamata; Gekkonidae. The record is from RefSeq and is a predicted model, not a curated record. The transcript is spliced from 7 exons. Gene Ontology annotation, molecular function: guanyl-nucleotide exchange factor activity. Gene Ontology annotation, biological process: regulation of ARF protein signal transduction.
AUGGGGGGCACUACUGGCACGGGAGGGGGUCCCAUCGGCUGGGGCGCUGGCAGACCCGGAAUCAGGGGCUGUGGGAGUCCAGGUUGCAUCGGUCCCAACGGUGGCGGCGGCCCCGGCGGCGGCGGCUGCAGCGGCUGGGCUGACACCUGCUACAUCCUCUCCUUCUCCAUCAUAAUGUUGAACACCAGCCUGCAUAACCCCAAUGUCAAAGACAAGACCCCCUUUGAGAGGUUCGUGUCCAUGAACAGAGGCAUCAAUAAUGGAGCAGACCUGCCGGAACCACUCCUGAGGAUUUUGUUUGACAGCAUCAAGAACGAACCGUUUUCCAUCCCUGAGGAUGAUGGGAAUGAUCUCACCCACACUUUCUUCAACCCCAGCCGGGAAGGCUGGCUCCUUAAACUAGGGGGCAGAGUGAAGACUUGGAAAAGGCGUUGGUUCAUUUUGACUGAUAACUGCUUGUACUAUUUUGAAUUCACCACGGAUAAGGAGCCUCUAGGGAUUAUUCCCCUGGAAAACCUUUCUGUUCGGAAAGUAGAUGACCCGAAGAAACCAAACUGUUUUGAGCUUUUUAACACAAAUUGCAAGGGGCAGAAGAUCAAAGCCUGCAAAACUGAUGGGGAUGGAAAGGUGGUUGAAGGCAAGCACCAGUCUUACAAGAUCUCAGCAGCCGUGCCAGAGGAGCGUGACCUAUGGAUUGAAGCAAUAAGAACCAGCAUUACUCGAGAUCCUUUCUAUGACCUAGUCGCAGCUCGUAAGAAAAAGGUUGCCAGCAAAAAGUGAUCCUUUUCCCUGCCACCUUGUUUUCCUAAUAUUUAACUUCAAGAAAAUGACUUCCCUGGAGUUCUCCAAGCAAUAGCCAACUUCCUGUCUGAAACAGGAAUAUGACUGAAAGGCUGGUGAACUGGACCUCAUCUUUCCAUUCAUAAGGCCAGAAUCUGGGCACCAUUUUCAGGAAUUAUGGCUGUUGUGUCUGUACAGAACAAACGUUAGCCAGCUUCUGAACUUCCCCUGACAUUUUUAUACAUCAUACUAAACAGGGUUAGAUGCUUUGUGAUUCCUUGAUCAUGGAUCUGGGUCUAUAUUAGCAGAUCAGAAGGAGCCCAGGAAAGAAAUGCAGCUGCCAUGACUUUAUAUUUCAAGAACUGAGACAAGAAGACCGACAUGUCCACCAAUGCCCUAACGAGGCAGGAAAAACCUGCUUACAUGGAAUCCUCUCCAGCUUGUUUCUCUGGGAUCUCCUAAGUAAAGAUACAGAUCUGAGUGUUCCCUAGCAUGUAGGAAUGAAGGAAUGAAUAAAUUCUGAUUCAAAGGACAGUGGUCACCUGGAGGGAUGAAGGGACGCAAUGCCCUGUGGUGGGGGUUGGCAAGAGGAAGUACUUUUGUAUCAUUGGCUCAUAAAGCUUGGCCCAUAAUUCUCCUGAACGUGUGAACUGCUGCCAACCAAGGCAACGGUAAUGCUGAAGUGUGGGUUCUCAGGACAGAAGCUUCCAGGCAUCCUGGCUCUAAAAUGGCAGUUCAGGGACAGGCGGUUCUUGCAUUCCCCGAGCUGGCUGCCACAUCAAUGCUGGAACAGAGGAGAAGAGUGGUUCGUAUCAGGAUUAGUAAGCCACUUAGAGGGCGGUCCCAUACAGAGGAUCAAGAAGCAAGCUCUGGUCUGGGAGACUUGCAUUCAAGCGUCAUUUCUGCUCCAGCUCAUGCCGAGUCCUCAGACAACUCAUUCCCUACUGGCCGGCUUCGGUUUCUCAUCUGUGAAAUGAGCAUUAAAAAAUAUCCUGCUUUGCUGGGAGCAAACAUGAUAACUACUUUGUAAAGCUCUUUGUGAAGCAGAAAUGCUAUGUAAAUGAUAAAUUGGCGGGAGGGGGGGAGAAAUAGUUGGCAGAGAAUGGUAAAAAAAAAUGUUUUGAAAAAUCAAAAGCAAAUGGAUGCAAAAACGUUUAAUGCAUCAACACACACGCUCAAAGCCAAAAGGAUGGACAAAUGCCAAUGCUUUUUAAAAAAAAUUAAAAUGUGGGGGAAAACAUCUUGCAGCCUUUGACACCUUCAGACUGGUUUUGUUUUAUCAACACCAAACAGAAGCAGUAGGCAUGCUGUAUUGCUGUGGUUCUCGUUUCUUUUAAUAAUGAGUCCCGGCACAUAAUUUUGUUGGUCAUAUUUACCACCUAUCUAGUUCUAAAUUAGCUUGUUGGUACCUAAGGAUGCAGAAAAGGAAGCCUGGGGGAUAAGGACAUUAGACCAAGGCCUGCAUUUCAAAUCCUACCUCUUCCACUGACUCUCUGGGAGACCUUUUGUAAGUUUUGGAGCCCUACUGCCUCAUCUGCGAACUUGGAGUUUUACUCUCCAUCCACAGAGGGUUAUUGUGAAGAUAGACAAGAGGAUCACUGUGACGCUCGCUGAAAGCUCCAUAGAUGUUAUAGCAUUGGUCAUAAUUAAGGCUCUGCAUAU